AUAUGAAUUAUUGACCGGUGGGUAAGUAUAAAGCGUAUCAUAUAUAUAUAACUACAAAUUUGGAUUCUGCUUCAUUCACACUCUAUGGAUUCCAACGCAGAAACACCUCUUCUUACCUCUAAACACAUCACAACCAAUGCUCAUUUCACCGGUGAUGCUCAAGAUAUCCCUCCGAUAAAUGGAAUAAGCGAUUUCUUCGUCGAAUUCGGAGUUGAAUCGAAGAAGCUAUGGUACCUUGCAGGCCCCGCAAUUUUCACUACUGUUUGUCAAUACUCACUCGGAGCCAUCACUCAGACGUUCGCUGGUCAUGUUGGAACUCUUGAUCUCGCAGCGGUUUCGAUUGAAAACUCGGUUAUUGCCGGGUUUUCGUUGGGGAUUAUGGUCGGAAUGGGUAGCGCGUUGGAGACGCUAUGCGGGCAAGCAUACGGAGCCGGGCAAUUAGACAUGUUAGGAAUCUAUAUGCAAAGGUCAUGGAUCAUCUUAUUCGUCACAGGUCUAAUCAUGAUGUUCCUCUACAUAUUCGCAACCCCGUUACUCCUCUUAAUAGGACAAACCGAAGCCAUAUCACACGCGGCCGGUAAGAUGGCGUUGUGGAUGAUUCCACAGCUGUUCGCGUACGCCGCGAACUACCCGAUCGCUAAGUUUCUACAGGCGCAGAGUAAGAUCAUGGUCAUGUCUUACAUAUCCGGUGUAGCAUUGGUUAUUCAUACCGUGUUUAGCUGGCUGUUUAUGUUGAAGUUGGGCUGGGGGUUGUGGGGUGGAGCCCUUGUGCUUAAUUUUUCUUGGUGGUUCAUGGUGGUGGCUCAGAUGGUUUAUAUUAUGAGUGGGACAUGUGGUCAGGCUUGGUCUGGGUUCAGUUGGGCGGCUUUUAGCAAUUUGUGGGGAUUCGUUAAACUUUCGUUUGCAUCUGCUAUAAUGCUUUGCUUGGAGACAUGGUAUUUUAUGGCGUUGGUACUUUUUGCCGGAUAUCUAAAGAAUGCUGAAAUUGCAGUCGAUGCACUCUCCAUAUGCACAAACAUUCUUGGGUGGGCAGUUAUGGUAGCAAUCGGAUUCAAUGCAGCUGUCAGUGUAAGGGUGUCCAAUGAACUAGGAGCAGCCCAUCCAAGAACCGCGAAAUUCUCUGUGGUGGUGGUGGUGAUCUUCUCAUUUAUCGUCGGUGUUCUAUUGGCCAUCCUUCUGACCAUUUUCCGGCAUCAAUAUCCAGCCAUAUUUGCCAACAAUUUAGAAGUUCAACAAGCAGUUUACGCUCUUACUCCAUUGCUAGCAGUCUGCCUCAUCAUUAACAAUAUUCAACCCGCACUUUCUGGGGUGGCAAUCGGGGCGGGAUGGCAAGCUGCGAUUGCUUAUAUAAAUAUUGCAUGCUACUACAUUUUUGGUGUUCCUUUGGGACUAAGUUUGGGAUUUGCACUAAAUUGGGGUGUGAAGGGUAUAUGGAUGGGCAUGUUAACAGGAACAGUGGUGCAAACCAUUAUCUUGAUUUGGAUUUGUGUUAGAACCAACUGGGAGAAAGAGGCAUCUAUGGCUGAAGAGAGAAUUAGAAAAUGGUCAGGUCAAAAGAGGAUUGUGGAAGAGCAAUAAAGGGUUAUUGUAACCUAAUUGAGUUAUUAUAUUUGAUGUUAUUGGUUGAUGGGUUGUCUUAUUUUUGCUGAAAUUGCAUUUUAAGAGGGGUUAACCUUUGCUUGGGAUUCAAAAAUGUAUUCAAGUUUUAUGUAGCAUUCAUCGUAAUCCAAGAAAGAAAAUUCAUCAAGGAAAA
Messenger RNA from Helianthus annuus (common sunflower), 1753 nucleotides. Its product is annotated as protein DETOXIFICATION 31. The record is from RefSeq and is a predicted model, not a curated record. The transcript has 8 exons. The coding region runs from base 85 to 1578 and encodes 497 amino acids. Gene Ontology annotation, biological process: xenobiotic detoxification by transmembrane export across the plasma membrane. NCBI's taxonomy places the organism in Eukaryota, Viridiplantae, Streptophyta, Magnoliopsida, Asterales, Asteraceae. Gene Ontology annotation, molecular function: antiporter activity; xenobiotic transmembrane transporter activity. Gene Ontology annotation, cellular component: vacuolar membrane.